Aspergillus welwitschiae is the source of this 690-nucleotide messenger RNA. RefSeq lists its product as uncharacterized. Bases 1 to 690 code for a protein of 229 amino acids. The record is from RefSeq and is a predicted model, not a curated record. Lineage: Eukaryota; Fungi; Ascomycota; Eurotiomycetes; Eurotiales; Aspergillaceae. The transcript has 2 exons.
AUGUCUUGCUCUACGAGUUCUACUCAGAUGCAGAUCCCCGUCGUGGACUUUUCGCAGUGGUACAACAGCCCGGAUGCCUCCUCUCGUCAACAGGUCGCACAUGCACUGGUUAAGGCUUGCCAAGAUGUCGGGUUCGUAUAUAUAGUGAACCACUCGCUUCCUGGCUCGGUUUUGGAUGAAGCGUUUGACUGGAUGAGACGCUUUUUUGAGCUCUCAAGAGAAGACAAGAUGCGGGCCCCGCAUCCGGAGGGCUGGGCUGUACAUCGAGGCUACUCAUGGCCCGGUCUUGAAAAGGUUUCUCAAGUCAUGAGCACAGGGGAUGACGAGGACGCGCGGAAGAAGCUGAGAGAGGUACCCGAUGUCAAGGAAAUCUACGAUAUUGGCAGCGAAGAGAAUUCCGUUCAGCCCAACCAGUGGUUACCGGAAGAGACUCUUCCUGGUUACCGGAAUUUUAUGGUUCAGUUUUACUGGAAGUGCAAUAAGGUUGGAAGCGAGAUACUACAUGCUUUAGCUGCCGGCCUUGACUUGGAAGAUGGCUGUUACCUGACGAAGAAAGCAUUCGGGCCACAACAACCAGCUCCGGUUGCUGCACUAUCUACCUGUGCCGGCAGAGGAGUUGGAGACAGAGCGAACCGCCCGAUGUCCGGCACAUACAGAUUGGAGUUCCAUAACCAUGCUCUUCCAGGAUGA